AUGCUCAAGGUGAGACUUGUUGCCCGUCAAUAUCCGGACCAAAAACGCAAGAACCUCGGUGCGGACAGCUGGUCGCGCAGGAGCUCCGCUGGCCCCCUCUCCGACUCAAACGUGCUCCGAAAGGUGGCCAGCCUGACGCACGCCGCCGCCGGACAAAAGGCCAGUCGGCCGCGCUACCUGCCCGAAAAACUCGAGUUCAAACACUACGAAAAAUUCGAAGGUCAGAUGCUGGUGAACUGGUUCAUCUCGUCGUACGGCGACGACCAGGCCUCGCUGGGUGAACCGACCCUGCGCGCCAUGGCCGCCCAGUUUCUGACGCUGCUGCUGGCUGCCGGUGUGCUGCAUCAGAUUGAGGACAGCUCGGCGCCGCUAGAGCCAGUCUUCAGGCCAAACCUGAUGUACUACUGGGCGCACUCGGAACCAGCGGCUUCCCAGGCUUCCUCUCCCGGCCGGCUGCCGAAUGCUGUGUGGUCGCCCUUCAGCCCGACGGCCGCCGGUGCGCCGGGCCGGUCGGCCGCAGAGCAGGGUACUCCGCCUUCCCCGGUGAAGGCGGGCGCACAGCCCGUGGCCAAACCGGUGCGCCGUGUGGUGCCUGAAGUGUCCAGCACCGAGGCGCUGAAGCUGACGGAGCUGGAGAGCAAGCUGCGCCUGCUGGAGCAGCAGCUGGACAAGUACAAAACCAUGGUGGGACUGCAGGAGCUGACCAAAAACAUGAAGAACGACUACGGCCCCCGGCAGACGGCCGACGCCAAGAGUGGGUCAGGUAUUCCUCCCCCGCCCCCUCCUCCCGGAGCCGGAGUGCCCCCUCCCCCUCCCCCGCCGGCGCCGACGGCUGGAGGUCCGCCGCCGCUGCCGCCGCCGCCUCCGGGCGGAUGGAGCCAGACACCAGCUGCAACGCUGCGAAAGGUGCCCGUGAACCCCAAGGUGCCGAUGCGGCCGCUGUACUGGACGCGUAUCCAGAUGCCGGUGGUAGCGGCUCCGGUGGCCCCGCCCGUGGCCGAUUCCAACGGGACGGAGAACGACAGCCAGCCGACGCCAUCGCUCCUCUGGGACCAGCUGCAGGAGGAGCCCUUUGAGGAGGAAGAGUUCACUGACUUGUUCGCCAGACAGGUGGUCCAGAAGAAGCCGGCCAAAAAGAAGGAGGUCAAGAGUCCCAAGAAACAGGUAAAGCGUGCCAAACUGCUGGACAGCAAGCGAUCGCAGAACGUCGGCAUUCUGAUCUCGUCUCAGCACCUGGAGAUUGCGGACAUCGAGUCGGCGGUGCUCAAUUUGGACACCUCCGACCUCAGCUUGGACCAGCUCGAACAGCUCCUGGAAAUGAGGGCUACCGAUGAGGAGUUGAAGACCAUUCGGCACCACCUGCAAAAGAACCCGGACGUACCCCUGGACAAACCCGAACAGUUUUUAUACGAGCUGAGUCAGCUUCCGCACUUUGCUGAUCGGAUCACCUGCUUCACAUUCCAAUCGUCAUUCCACGAGGCGCUGAAUACGCUGGAGGUCAAACUGGAUAACCUGAAGAGUACAUGUAAGAUGUUGAUGUCUUCCAAGUCGGUGCAGCACGUGUUCGGGUUGAUCCUCGCGCUGGGAAACUACAUGAACGGCGGCAACAGGACACGAGGGCAGGCCGACGGCUUCGGUCUCGAUAUCAUCGGAAAACUCAAAGACGUCAAGAGCAAAGAUAGUUCCGUUACCUUGCUGCACUAUAUCGUCAAGAAAUAUAUCCAGAACCACGACCCGGAGUGCGCGCAGCUGCCGGUGCCCAGUCCGUGGGACGUGGAGCGGUGCCAGCAGAUCCGCUUUGACGAGGUAGCCACCGACCUCCGCCGGCUGGCAAAGGAGCUCCGCGACUGCCGACUCCGCACCGAAAAGGUGGCGGCGUCUUCCGAGGAGGCUCAUUUGCAGCCGUUCAAGGAUAACAUGGAGACCUUCCUGCGGGAGGCCGACCAACGACUAGAUGUUCAGCAGAAUAACCUAAAGGAGUGCGAAAACUGUUUUGCAGACGUCUGUGUCUUCUUCCAAUGCACACAUCGAAAGGACGGAAAGAAGAUGACGCCGAAGGACUUCUUCCUAAUAUGGUCGCCGUUCUGUGGUGAUUUCGCCGACAUAUGGAAGCGGGAACAGCUGAGCAUUGUGAAAGAAACUACGAAGAGAAUGAAGAAAAUUCAGGAAGACAAGAAAAAGGUUACGAGAAAGGCAAAGGAAGCGGGUGGCCUGAAAGCGAAACUGCGGCUAUGACGGACGCUGGACAGUAGUGGCUGCGUUACUCUGUUCCCCGGUCGGCCGUUGUCGCUGGUCUCAGCAACUGGCUAGCUGUGCCCGGAUCCCACCGGUGCUAUCAUGGUUAGUCCGCCGUCCCCGGCUGUCGUGGGGUCACGUUCGCCCCUCUGCGGUGGCACACUCUGUCCGCAUCAUUCCGUGCCAUCAGUGGUGGCAGCCGCCAGUCGAGUGGUGUCCCUUUGCUGGCUACCAGUGUGCUGUGAGGCCGACCCCGGCCAACGCUCGGCAGGAACGCAGGCUAUGCGCUAGCCUGGCAGCUAGUGGUGCGAAGGCAAGCUAGGAUAAGCGGCUGCCGACGAAAGGUUGGGCGGCAGCUCGGCCAAAAUUCCAUUGACGACAGGUAUCAUUGUAGUAUCGGCCAGUUGGUGGCAGCUUGUUUGCUGCGGUGGACGUAUUUGCGUUCGUAUUGACGCGAUUUAUUUGCAAUGCUACUCAUGUGUUACCUCUUUGGUUGGUUUCUUUAAGACUAGCCAAUAGUGAACUUUUUACGCUUUAUUGUCCAUGCAGCUGAUAUGACGGGCCGUAUUUUUGCUCCGUCAUAAACUUUGCGUCGUUAGAACGUUAAAGAAGUGGUUUAAGCUUAGCAGCGUGUAAGUACCUGUGAAAUCGCGAACGCAAAAACACAGGAAAUACCAUUCGUAGAAUGGUAACAUAUUUUGUAUAUCUUGUGCGUUUCUCGCUUUUGUCGCGUUUUUUACAUUGUUUUGUGCUUCAUGAGCACAGCUUAAAGCGAAGUGGUAGGGCAUCAGUUUUAAUUAUUUAUAGAAAAGUUGCUGAUAUAGAUCAUUGUUGCGAAACUGCGUAUUUGUACCCUAAUAAAGUGCUGUUUGAAUAAAUGUUUGUGUUAUG
Amphibalanus amphitrite is the source of this 3126-nucleotide messenger RNA. It is a transcript of the gene capu, whose product is annotated as formin-2-like. Bases 1 to 2235 code for a protein of 744 amino acids. The transcript is spliced from 18 exons. Gene Ontology annotation, biological process: actin filament network formation; actin nucleation; cortical actin cytoskeleton organization. NCBI's taxonomy places the organism in Eukaryota, Metazoa, Arthropoda, Thecostraca, Balanomorpha, Balanidae. The record is from RefSeq and is a predicted model, not a curated record. Gene Ontology annotation, cellular component: cytoskeleton; actin filament; cytoplasm. Gene Ontology annotation, molecular function: microtubule binding; actin filament binding.